Messenger RNA from Cylindrotheca closterium, 714 nucleotides. The record is from the annotation of a GenBank genome assembly. Lineage: Eukaryota; Bacillariophyta; Bacillariophyceae; Bacillariales; Bacillariaceae.
AUGACUACUGUUUCCCCUCCAUCACCAACUCAACCUCAAUCCAUAGUCCACAAGCUGGGACGCAUGGUGUCCCCGUUUGCAAAGCAAAGCUCACAGAGAAGGCUUAGACUCUCUCUUACCAAGCUUGCCAAAGACGUCUUUGACGAUUCCGAGAUGACCGAACAUACGGAGGAAUCAGAUCUUACCGAACGAACCCACCGUACUCUCGAAGUCACAGAGCACGAUGACCAAAGUUCAAAUGAUAGCUUUGGCGAGUGCUCCGUUGCAUUCGAAGAGAGCAUCCUUGACUUUGUCGCGCUAAACGACAAGGAAUCUGAUUUCUUCGUCCCUUUGAAUCAAAACGAAUUCCUUGUGGAAUGUUUCAUGACCAAUGAGUGCAGUGAUGUCACUUUCAUUGUUCAUUUCUAUGCUGCAGACUCGGCUCUGUCGGAACCCAUUGAAGAUCUCAUUCUAAUUAGAUCAAUGGAAGCUGGAUCGCACUGCCAGUGCCGAAGAGUCAAUGCGGAACUUGCACCACUCUUUACCAAGAAGCUGAAUAUUGAUCCCAAGCAACCAACCAUUGUUGCCAUCCGCAACGGAGCUGUGAUUAGCCAGAUCUCAGAUAUAUCGUCUUCCGGAUGCUGGGAACUUGAAAAGUGGAUCGCCGAUACUGGAAUCUUGGAACAACCAAAGAGUGCUUCCGAAUUUGCCAGAUUGAAUACACUCUCUUGCUAA